AAAAUGCAUUUUUAUCGAAAUCGUCAUCGGAUUGUAAUCUAUUCGUUUUUAAAACUAAAAUUUAGAUUAAAAUAACUCAGUAAUUCUCGCACUGGCUCAAUCCAGCACAGCACCACUCGUGCAACAUUAUUAUAUUUUCUUUGUAUUAUUGACUUCAUGUUUCUCGACUGUCCCAUAGCAAUAACAAAUGAUAAUUGAUAAUGUUUCCCCACGGUAAUUUAAGGAAACUAAAUCAUGCAGUUCUCUUAAUUUUAUUUACCAGAAAUUAUAGGUACUGUAUAUGACAACAUUAAAAGAAAGCAUAGAAUUAGGAAUGAUAAUUGUUUGUAUAAAUUUUAUAUCCAUGGUGGAUAAUCCACCUAAUUAAUAUAUUAAGUAUUAACGUUUACUAUAAGAAGAAAAAGAAGAGUUGGGCUUUUUCUUUUGUUGUGUUGAGUUAUAAUUUGUUUUAUCAUCGUGAAUCUUUUUAAAAGCCAUAAUGCGUGGGAAAUCGGGUGCAAGCACGUGAAUGUCGGCCCAUUGUUGCAGUCGAAUAGUUGACUUAAUUCACAUGAUUCUGAUUAUUAAAAAAACAUAUUUCUUUCUGUUUAACCAGAUUAAAAAACUAUAGUAGAACUUGCAUUAUUUUAAUUUGAAAAGGACUUAUGAUAGAUAGUGAAUCGUCCUGGGCACUUUAUUCUGAAAACCCAAACCAAAACUUAAAAGACUGAUUUAAAUCGGACCAAAACUUAUCUAAAUAAAUCUAAAAUCUCUAUGUCCAAAAGAUAUAAAAAACGAUUCAAACUCAAAUGAAAAAUUGAAUGUCCGUGUUUAAACCUUUAAAUUUCUAUAUAUUUAUAAUAAAAGUUAUUAGGUAAUUUCAAUUUUAUGAUAUUUUAGAUAGUAUAAAACUCUAGUGUCUAAUUUUAAAUUUAUACAAUAUAUAAUUUUAGUUAUUUCUGAUAUAUUGUAUUUAUUUAUACAUUUUCGAGUAAACUCAGCGUUGGUAAAAUAAAAAUAAAAAAAUCUAAUAGAACACAAUACCCAUUAUUUAUAGAAAUUUACAUGUAUAAAAUAUUAGAACCAAAUUUACACAAAAUUGAUUAGGAGGACCGAUCUAAAAUAUUUGAGUCUAUAUAAUUCUAUCAAAAUAAAAAAUCUAAUAAGAAUCUACCGAACUCAAACCCGAAUGUCGAGACCUAACAGUGAGUGUCAAGUUAACAUUUCAAAGUUUUUAACCUGCAAAAAUGUGGUGUAUCAAUCUAAAGUGUUUCCAUCAACUUUAAAAAGGCGCCUCGCAUGACGGUUAAGAGCUGUUAAAAAGCAUACAAGUUAAAACCCGGAUGGUGUUCUGCAUUAAUUAACUAACCAAAAAGCAUCUUUUUAAGUUCUACUCUUUGCUCUCUCUCUCUCCAACUUUUUGUUUGUAUUCUCGUAUGAAACCAUGGAACCUCAGGAGCAAACUCACGGCAGCGACGGAGACGACUGUUCCGUCUCCGGCUUCGACUCCGCCGAGAAAGUCAUCAUGAAAUGGGACGCCACGGCGUCGGAAGAAGCCAGAGAGAAGAUGAUCUUCACCGAUCCGCAGGAAGUGAAGCUUUACCUCCACGCCGUCGACGAAAUCCAACGGCACGUUUCCUCCCCCGGCGAGCUCGAGUCCCGAGCCAGCUCAGCGAUCCAGAUCGCCAUGGCUCGCCUCGAGGACGAGUUCCGCAACAUCCUCGUCUCGCACAGCUCUCCCAUCAACUCGGACUCUCUAAUGUCCUCUUCCUCCUCUUCUUCUCACCUUGAGGUUGACGAAGACGCGAGUAACAACAACAACGAAGAAGAUGAUCAAGAAGAGGAAACGGAUCUUCUCAAACGAACCGGGUCUAGCUCCAGCUCCGGUUCAGCCACGGUCCGGUUACCAACCGGACGUGGAAGCUACAGUAGAUCCACCAGCAGCAUACGCGAGAUCGAGCUGAUCCCUAUCGACGCGGUGGUGUACCUGAGCUGGAUCGCUCGGCGUAUGGUCUCCGCCGGGUACCUCCGGGAGUGCAUUCAAGUCUACGGCAGCGUGCGCAAAUCCGCCGUGGACUCCUCCUUCCGGCGGCUAGGGAUCGAGAAGCUGAGCAUCGGAGACGUGCAGAGGCUCAACUGGGAGGCGCUCGAGCAGAAGAUCCGCCGCUGGAUCCGCGCGGCGAAGGUCUGCGUGAGAGUUGUCUUCGCGAGCGAGAAGCUUCUCUGCGAGCACGUGUUCGAGAGCGUCGGGGCUGUUAACAUCCACGAGGCUUGCUUCAUGGAGACUGUCAAAGGUCCGGCGAUCCAGCUGUUCAACUUCGCCGAGGCGAUAAGCAUCAGCCGGAGAUCGCCGGAGAAGUUGUUCAAGAUCCUUGAUCUCCACGACGCGUUGAUCGAGCUUUUGCCGGAUAUAGAGUCGGUGUUCGAUCUGAAGUCUUCGGACUCGAUUAGGGUUCAGGCGGCGGAGAUACUCUCGAGGUUGGCGGAAGCUGCGAGAGGGAUACUGUCGGAAUUCGAAAACGCUGUCUUGCGUGAGCCGUCGAGAGUUCCUGUCCCUGGAGGGACAAUACAUCCGUUGACUAGGUAUGUAAUGAACUACAUUAGUUUGAUCUCUGAGUACAGACCAACGUUAGUUGAUCUCAUCAUGUCUAAACCGUCGAGGAACGCUACGGAUACAAACGCGCCGGAGAUGGACUUCUCCGAGGUUGACAACAAAGGUCCGUUAGCUCUGCAUCUGAUCUGGAUCAUACUGAUUUUGCAAUUCAAUCUCGAAGGGAAGUCUAAGUACUACAGAGAUGCGGCUUUGUCGCAUCUCUUUGUUAUGAACAAUGUGCACUACAUUGUUCAGAAGAUCAAAGGGUCGGCGGAGCUGAGGGAAAUGAUCGGAGAUCUUUACUUGAGGAAGCUAACGGGUAAGUUCAGGCAAGCCGCUACUUAUUACCAAAGAGCCGCUUGGGUCAAAGUGUUGUAUUGUUUAAGAGAUGAAGGGUUAAGGACAAAGGGAAGCUUUGCAUCAGGUGUAUCCAGGAGCGCGUUGAGAGAGAGGUUUAAGUCUUUCAAUGCUUUGUUUGAGGAGGUUCAUAGGGUUCAGUCUCAAUGGUUGGUUCCGGAUUCUCAGCUGAGGGAAGAGCUGAAGAUAUCGAUAUUGGAGAAGCUUAGUCCGGCUUACAGAUCGUUUCUUGGACGGUUCAGGAGCCAUAUAGAGAGCGGGAAGCACCCGGAGAAUUACAUCAAGAUCACAGUUGAAGAGCUGGAGACCGAGGUUCUUGACUUGUUCGAGGGGUUAACUGCAACUCAGCAGCAUCAGAGAAGACGAUCAGAAUGAGAGAUAAGUGCUCUUUCUUUCUACUCUUCAUAGAGCUUUACAAAAAAUAGAUUCUUUGAAUUUUUUUUUUUCGCAAUUUCGGGUUCUUUGCGUGAGAGCCAAGAUUCAAAGCCAAGAAAGACUGAUUCAACCUUUGAUUUUAAUUGUUCAGAUUCAUGAGUUUGUAAUGUUGUAUGAACUUAUAAUACAUCUGUCUGGUUACUUGCCAAAUUCUUAGCUCACAUCUUUAUUUGUUCAUAUGAUGAAACUUUGUUGUGUCAAUGUCAUAUCCCUUUGUACGCUUAUUUGCUAUUGUUAGUUUUGGUUUUAUCCAUAA
Molecule: messenger RNA, 3620 nt
Organism: Brassica rapa (field mustard)
Lineage: Eukaryota; Viridiplantae; Streptophyta; Magnoliopsida; Brassicales; Brassicaceae
Product: exocyst complex component EXO70B1
Biological process (GO): exocytosis
Cellular component (GO): exocyst
Molecular function (GO): phosphatidylinositol-4,5-bisphosphate binding
Source: RefSeq, a predicted model, not a curated record